Centruroides sculpturatus (bark scorpion) is the source of this 757-nucleotide messenger RNA. Its product is annotated as formin-like protein 14. Bases 175 to 708 code for a protein of 177 amino acids. The transcript has 2 exons. The record is from RefSeq and is a predicted model, not a curated record. NCBI's taxonomy places the organism in Eukaryota, Metazoa, Arthropoda, Arachnida, Scorpiones, Buthidae.
GAACGUUAUAAAUCGGUUCUACUACUUUUUUCUUUUCUUUCUUUCCUUUUUUAAAUUACCAAACCGGAAUUCUCCUUCACGACCUAAUUUCGUGUUGAAGUGAAAAGCAACCACUUCCGCACAUCAUCUCAUAGUUUUAGUUCAUGUUCGUUCUAGACAAAUUUGUGACGUAAAAUGAUUCCGGUCGCACCAAUAUCCGUCGGGAAUGCUACUAGUUAUUUUCGUUCACAUAAGUCACCUCGUAAACUACAGUUGAAAGAAGUACAUCAAACUGAUGAAGCUGCAAAACUUAAAGUAUUUAAUUCAGAAGGAAUAACUUUAGCUGAAACUACAGAAACAAACAAAAAACAAGAAAAAAUAAUUCAUAAUGAACCACCUCAGGUACCACCAAGGCGAAUUCAAAAACAACCAGUUACUCCGAUAAUUAGACAACCUCCUACCAGACCGCCACCACCUCCACCACCUUCUGUUCCCUCUUCUCCUCAAUCAGAAUUGGAUGAUCAACAAAACUGUGAAGAAUCCGUAAAUAAUUUAUCAUUACAAAAUGGAAAUGUUCACUACACACGAUGUGCAAGUCCAGAUUUACCUCUUCCACCUCCACCAUCAACAGAUACUGAACUGUGUGUACCAGACGAACCACUACCUCCACCACCUGAUUUAAAUGAUGUUGAAAUAUUAGGACGUUCACUAGGACAAAAUAGUUUGUAAGUUUAAAAUCAUUUACUAUAAAUUUUUGCUGCUUUAUAAUAAUGCAGUU